AUGAUGAUGACGAGCUCAUCGGUUUUAAAAUUCGAAUUGAUACAAUCUCUUGUAGAUCACCAAUUUUGGUAUGAUUUGGAAAACAAAAAAUUAUUGGAAUAUCGUUUAGAUAUUCAACCAAAGCCAAUCUUUGCAAUCUAUACCACCGGAAGAGUAUUUAAUUCUCAAGUUUUGAAUGCUAUCCAACAACAACACCACCAUCAUGGAUCUUCAUCUCAAGAACAAUCGAAUGCAGCUCUGAGUUCUAAAUGGAGAUUGGGAGAGAACGCUUUUGUAUCAUCUAAUUGUGCUUCAAAUCCUUACAUGUUUCAAUCACCUGGUACUCUCUACAAUGCAAACACUAUCGAGGAAUUUAAUAAUUAUGAUAAGAAAGCAAUGUUGAGAAAAAUAGGAAUUGAAACAAUUUAUGAAAAUCAUAUUAAGAACAGUCAUUGGCUAUUGAAUCCAACUGAAUUGACCCAUUUCUUAUUGAUCACUUUUGCGGACUUGAAACAUCAUAGUUUUUAUUAUUGGUUUGCAUUUCCAUCCUUGUCCUUUCCUGACAUGGAAAUUAUUUAUGACAACCAGGUAACUCCAUUAAGUGAAAAAGAUCAAGAUGCUUUACAAAUUGCAAUGAGUGAAUACAGAAGUAUUUACAAUAAGAAUCAACACGGUUUUUAUUUUGUCGAAAAGACAAAUGAUGUUAAAGUAAGACCAUUAAGUGAUUGGAAGGAAAUUAAUUUUGAUCAUACUUAUUUGGGAUUUUCUGAUCCGAGUGCUUUGAAAGAGUAUCCAAGUUGGGUUUUAAGGAAUUAUCUAUUGGCUGCUGCAUUGACAUUUAAUAGAAAGACCUUCAAAGUUUUGUGUUUCAGAGAAGAUCCAUCAAGAAAGGACAUUAGUGCAAGUAUUACAUUGAAUGUUGAAUUGAAGUACAAUCAUGACGAACAAGUUUCAUCAUCUUCUCUCAGCGUUGUUGGAUGGGAAAAGAAUGCAAAAAACAAACUCGGUCCAAGAUUUGUGAACAUGGGAAGCACGAUGGAUCCCAUCAAAUUGGCAGAGAGUUCUGUUACCUUAAAUCUUCAACUCAUGAAAUGGAGAAUGUUUCCUUCUCUCGAUUUAGACAUGCUUUCAAAAACGAAAUGUUUACUGAUUGGAAGUGGAACUCUUGGAUGUCAUGUUGCUCGUAACUUGAUGGCAUGGGGUAUUUUCAAUAUUACAUUUUUAGAUCGAACCAAAGUGAGUUUUAGCAAUCCUGUAAGACAGCCUCUGUUUGAAUAUGAAGAUUGUCUUGAUGGUGGAAAAGAUAAGGCCAUUUGUGCAGCUGAACAUUUACGAAAGAUUUAUCCGAAUGUGAAUACGAGAGGUGUCAGCUUGGAUAUUCCAAUGCCAGGUCAUUUUGUGACUGAUUCAGAGAAAACACGAACCAAUGUGGAACAACUCGAACAACUCAUUGAAGAACAUGAUGCUGUAUUCUUAUUAACGGAUACUCGUGAAUCCAGAUGGUUACCAUCAUUGAUUGCGAUUCAAAAGAAGAAAAUUGUUAUUAAUGCUGCACUUGGAUUUGAGUCCUAUCUUGUGAUGAGAUAUGGAGUCUAUGACAUGAAGACUGAAAGUGUGAAGAAGGAUCGACUUGGAUGUUACUUUUGUAAUGAUGUCGUAGCACCUGUGAAUAGUAUGAAGGAUAGAACUCUCGAUCAACAAUGUACGGUGACUAGACCUGGUGUAAGUGCCAUUGCAGGAUCUCUUGCUGUGGAGCUGUUGGUUUCAUUGUUGCAUCAUCCUUUGAAAAACCAUGCAGGAGCUUUCAAUCCCAAACUUUUAUAUGAUUCACAACAACAACUCUUGAGCAAUCAGGACAAUAGCACACAAAGUGAUUUAGGUGUUAUACCUCACCAGAUUCGUGGAUCUAUUUCUAACUAUCAAACCAAUUUAUUGUAUGGAUCAUCCUAUUCUCAAUGUACAUGCUGCUCUCCUGUGGUUGUAAGUGGAUAUGAGAAAGAGGGUUACCACUUCUUGGAGAGAGUAUUCAAUGAUAGCAAGUAUUUGGAAGAAUUGACUGGGUUGAAAGAAUUGCAUGAAAAGACAUUGAAAAUGAUGGAAAAUAUGUUAUCCUUAGAUGAAGAUGACGAAGAAGAAGAAAUAAAAGAAGAUCAAUUGAGCAGCAACAAUGAGGACCAAGAGAAGAAUAAGCUAAACAACACCGACGAUGAUAAUGAUGGCUUUACUCUGUUAUAG
Naegleria fowleri is the source of this 2214-nucleotide messenger RNA. RefSeq lists its product as uncharacterized. Gene Ontology annotation, molecular function: Atg12 activating enzyme activity; Atg8 activating enzyme activity. The coding region runs from base 1 to 2214 and encodes 737 amino acids. The record is from RefSeq and is a predicted model, not a curated record. Gene Ontology annotation, cellular component: phagophore assembly site; cytoplasm. NCBI's taxonomy places the organism in Eukaryota, Heterolobosea, Eutetramitea, Acrasida, Naegleriidae. Gene Ontology annotation, biological process: autophagy of mitochondrion; protein modification by small protein conjugation; piecemeal microautophagy of the nucleus. The transcript is spliced from 2 exons.